Molecule: messenger RNA, 1137 nt
Organism: Pollicipes pollicipes
Lineage: Eukaryota; Metazoa; Arthropoda; Thecostraca; Pollicipedomorpha; Pollicipedidae
Product: gametocyte-specific factor 1 homolog
Exons: 5
Source: RefSeq, a predicted model, not a curated record
AAAGGUGGUAACAUUGGGCUACUGAGAGUGUUUUCUUUGCUUAGGAUUGUUCAUACAAUGCAUAGUCAACCCUGAUGUAACCAUUGUGGUGCAGUGACAAUCAUGCCACAGACAGUCCUUUAGAAUUUAGCAUUUGGCAUGGACAGUCCUUUUCCUGCCUGCUGAUGUGGUGGUUACAUUUUUUCACUUGUUUCUGUAUAUGAUGCUGCAUCCCAGCUGAAGUGCUCUUGCACUUAUGAGAAUAGGCCUGCAAGUAAGGCUGGGAAGGGAGGGGAGGCGGUUACCUGGGACGGCCGGACCGACUAACAGCUGGGGCAUGGGUACCGCCUAUGCAACAUGGCUUUGCCAUGCCUGGUUCAAAUGCUUUGGUUUAGGCAAGGACGUAAUCACCUGCCAUAAAGAAAAUACAAUUUUGUACACUGCCAGGAACAGGGUGGGUGGGACAGGUUUUGCCCUCACUCCAGCGGGUGUCAUGGAAGACGCCUGGAGCUCCUGCAUGGAUGAGCUCACUGGCAGCUGGUCGGCAGCAGCCGCUGAUUCGGCGAAUGCCCCUGUCAGUUGGCCACAAACGCCAGACUACACACUGCUGCUGGGGAAUGGUGGCGAAAUCGUGACGCAAACCGCCGGGACAAGGAUACAAUGUUUCAUAUCCCGAAAGAAAUGUUCACGUGCCCCAUUAACAAAUCCCAUCGAGUUUCGGGGCUAAAAUACGAGCUGCACACCAUAAGGUGCGCCAAGCAGAUGGCCGGUCGUGACGUCAAAUUCUGCCCGUUCAACGGGAAACACAUCGUCGACGUUGCCAAGUUCUGGCAUCACCUGGAGCACUGCCCGGACAAGGACAGGGUGGACCGAUAUGUCAGGCACGCACUGGAAGAGAUGCGAGCCGUGCGGCGGGCGGAGCCGGUGGAGACGGCGCCGGGCCUGCGCUUUUCUGGGCCGGACGAGAGCUGGGACGACUGUGGUGACACGCCGCGGCGUGGCUCCUACGACCCGCAGCUGGCCACCGCCAACAGAGAUAUCUUCAGGUUCCCACAGGGACCGAUGAGCAAGUCUGAGCGUCGCCAGUUUCGCAGCGAGGCAGUGGCUCGUCUGCGUGCCAUACAGCGCGACAAGACAGCGGCGGCCGAGGCGGGGGCG